This is a messenger RNA of Anopheles funestus (African malaria mosquito), 3283 nucleotides long. RefSeq lists its product as uncharacterized. The record is from RefSeq and is a predicted model, not a curated record. Lineage: Eukaryota; Metazoa; Arthropoda; Insecta; Diptera; Culicidae. The transcript has 3 exons. The coding region runs from base 1941 to 3002 and encodes 353 amino acids.
GGGUAAGCCUUAUGAAAUUUUCGAGUGGAAAAUUUUUUUGAAAUUUUUUUCUGAUUUUUUAUUCUUUUUUUAAUUUAAAGCACUAUUUAAGUGAAAAGAAACUUAUUGCAACAAAUUCCCAUUCAAAUAUAUCACAUUUAUAAAUUUUGCUGAAUUGCUGAAAAAUGAAGAAAAUUUUACAUUUUCUCAAACAGGGUAAGGAACUUGGUUCCUCGAAUAACUUCUGGCACAGACAUCUGAGGGCAUGUCCGUCCAAGAAGAAAAUGUAGCCAUUGAUGCCGUCUAUCGACCUCAGGUUAAAGAUUGACGAUCCGUAGGAUACCGGCCGAGUUAUAGGCAAAAUUUGGUGCAAAAAUGACCUUUAGUAAAUUUUCAUUUUUUUGAAUUUUUUGAUUUUUUCAUUAUUUUUCACUCUUUUUUUUAUUUCAAUCAUUAUUUGAGUGAAAAGAAACUCAUUGCAACCAAUUGGGAUUAAAAUAAAACAAUUUUAUUUUUUUUGCAAAAUUUCUCAAAAAAAACGUAAGCCUUAUGAAAUUUUCGAGUUGAAAUUUUUUUGAAAUUUUUUUUUCGAUUUUUUAUUCUUUUUUUAGUUUAAAGCAUUAUUUGAGUGAAAAGAAACAUAUUGCAACAAAUUCCCAUUAAAAUAUAUCACAUUUUUCAAUUUUGCUAAAUUGUUUAAAAACAGGGUAAGGAACUUGGUUCCCUGAAUAACUUCUGGCACAGACAUCUGACGGUAUGGCCGUCCAAGAAGAAAAUGUAGCCAUUGGUGCCAUCUAUCGACCACAAGUUAAAGAUUGGCGAUCCGUAGGAUACCGACCGAGUUAUAGGCAAAAGUUGGUGCAAAAAUGAGAAAAAUUUUACAUUUUCUCAAACAGGGUAAGGAACUUGGUUCCUCGAAUAACUUCUGGCACAGACAUCUGAGGGCAUGGCUGUCCAAGAAGAAAAUGUAGCCAUUGAUGCCAUCUAUCGACCACAGGUUAAAGAUUGGCGAUCCGUUGGAUACCGACCGAGUUAUAGGCAAAAUUUGGUGCAAAAAUGACCCUUAGUAAAUUUUCAUUUUUUUGAAUUUUUUGAUUUUUUCAUUAUUUUUCACUCUUUUUUUUAUUUCAAUCAUUAUUUGAGUGAAAAGAAACUCAUUGCAACCAAUUGGGAUUAAAAUAAAACAAUUUCAUUUUUUUUGCAAAAUUUCUCAAAAAAACGUAAGGGGUACCCCUUAUGAAAUUUUCGAGUUGAAAAUUUUUUGAAAUUUUUUUUUCGAUUUUUGAUUCUUUUUUUAGUUUAAAGCAUUAUUUGAGUGAAAAGAAACAUAUUGCAACAAAUUCCCAUUAAAAUAUAUCACAUUUUUCAAUUUUGCUAAAUUGUUCAGAAACAGGGUAAGGAACUUGGUUCCCUGAAUAACUUCUGGCACAGACAUCUGAUGGCCGUCCAAGAAGAAAAUGUAGCCAUUGGUGCCAUCUAUCGACCACAAGUUAAAGAUUGGCGAUCCGUUGGAUACCGACCGAGUUAUAGGCAAAAGUUGGUGCAAAAAUGAGAAAAAUUUUACAUUUUCUCAAACAGGGUAAGGAACUUGGUUCCUCGAAUAACUUCUGGCACAGACAUCUGAGGGCAUGGCCGUCCAAGAAGAAAAUGUAGUCAUUGAUGCCGUCUAUCGACCUCAGGUUAAAGAUUGACGAUCCGUAGGAUACCGGCCGAGUUAUAGCCAAAAGUUGGUGCAAAAUUGAGCUUUAUGAAAUUUUAAUAUUUUUCGAUUUUGUUUAUUUUUUGUUAUUUUUUUAUUUUUUUGUAUUUAAAACCUUAUUUGGCUGAAAAGAAACUUAUUUGAACCAAUUGGCAUUAAAAUAAAUCAAUUUAAUUUUUUUUGCAAAAUUUUAUAAAUUAUUCGAAUAAUCCUUAAGAAUGUGGUUGUCGGGCUGUUUUCGUAACAAUUGUUAUAUUCCUACAUGUUCCUGGAUAAUUUCCAAACAACACUAAUUCUUAUCCCAUUUCAUUCAACAGUGCAAAUGAGUGUGCUGCUAGUACUAACGGGCUUGGUCAGCUACUCAUCUUUGUUCGUGAUGGACAUUAUUGGUCGCUCAACGAGAUACAGUUUUAUACUUGCCCUGGAGCAAGUGUUUUUGGCCGCCUUCAGUCUGUUGCUGACCGUUAUGGGAAUCCUGGUACACAUGUUGGUGCAGGAUAUGAAUGUUUCAUACCGUGUGCUUUCCGUCAGCAUGCUAAUCUCACACGGUGUGCUGGGCGUGCUCUUCCUGUUGGCGAAGGUGAGCCAGAUGAAUCAGUUGGCCGACCGUUGGCGUGUAUUGAAUGGGUCGUCAACGUCGAACCGAGCACAGAACUACCGCCGCACAGCACCACCGGCUCGAAACAAUGACGUUAUGGAGGUUACGAGACGGGACAGCUAUACCUAUCGCUUCGUCAAUCCUGGUGCGAGCUUUGGCAAUGAAGUUGUCAUUCCGCCGAAUAUAAGACUUUCGCCCAGUAUGCUUGGAGCGACUGCACGCAUUCAGUCUUACAUCGAACCGUUGCACGCCAACCAAUCAUCCGAACCGAUAGUAAGCACCAGCAAUGGAGAGCUUGACGGAACAGCUGCAUCUACCAACGGUCCUACCAUUAUUGAUGCAUUCGAAUCGCUACCAUCCAGCGACCGUCAGAUAUCGCCGGUACCGUCCGAGCUGUCCUCCGGCCCACGUGAAAAACCAUUCCGUGUGAAUCCGAUCACCUUCCGCAAGGCAACUGAAGAAACAUUCGAACCAAACUCAACAAUCCGCAAAGAAUCAUUGGCAGACAGCGCGAAACCACUUCCAAUGAUCAGACGUACGCCAUCGAUCACUAGCGAUCCUGACCCAACACCAUCGACUAGCCGUCAACACAGCACGGCUACGAUGAAACCGAUGUACAAGAGAAGCUCGGAACCAACUCCAUCCACAAGCCGUCAAAAGGAUAUGGAACCAUCCGUGUCCUACAAGAAUGGCAAUGAGUACGUCAACAUGAGUCGUUUGAAAUAAUUUUUCAAUGAAAUGAUAUGUUCUUAUUCAACCAUUACUGUAUUGUAAACUCCCCUAAAAAAAAAACACAAAUACUAUAAAAAUCUUUCAAAAAAAAUAUAUUACUUAACACACCGAAACAAUAAGAACAAUUCAUAAAAUGAGUACUAACCCAACACCAUAAUAUUUAUAAGUUUUAUUAUUCAAAAAAUAUAUUGUCUUCAGGACAUUUAUUUGUCCAACCAAUUAAUUAACAAAACAAAAAAUCUUUUGCAAACAAUUAUGUUUGAAUUAUCUGGAAU